AUGAAUGAUCUGUCAGUCUACUGGAGUGGAAGCAGGAAGCGACCUGCCUACAGCUACGCACCGCAGCUUGUGCGUCUGCCACAGCACAUAGUAUCAAAGUAUGUGAGCAUGCGCAUGGACGAGGAGACGGCCGAGUGGCUGAAGCUUGCAGCCGAUGUGAAUGUCACUAAACUCUUAAUCUGCGGCAUGUUACGCAGUUUUGUUUCCCACACAACGGCCAACGGGAUAAUGAACCGCGGUGGGAUGUUUGUCAUGUCCACAGCACAGGCUGCGCAGCUACUCUUGGGCACGAAGGAGGGCCAACAGAUUCCAACGAAAUCGCCGUUCGAGACACUUUUGGACAUCGGCGCCGGUGAUGGCGGCGUCACCUCACGGCUGCAGCCACUCUUCCACCACGUGACGGCCACAGAAUACUCGAUCCCCAUGCGAUGGCGUCUCUGGUGGCGUGGCUACGAGGUGCUACCUUACCAAGACCCGUUCAAGAACAAGGAUGGAUCACGGCGGUACUACGACGUGAUUGCAUGUCUAAAUGUGUUGGAUCGCGCUGAUAAGCCACUUGAGUUGCUUCACUCGAUGCGUGACUCACUGUUGCCUGAUGGCAGACUUCUUAUUGCGGUUGUUUUGCCGUGGUGCCCCUUCGUUGAGGCCGGAAGCAGACAACGAAGACCUGUGGAGAAGCUGCCAAUGGAGGGAGGCGAAUGUUGCCGAGGCGCCAGCUUCGAGGAUUCCCUCCAGCGACUUGUGGAGAAUGUCUUUAUUCCCUGCGGUUUUAAGAUAGAGCGCUGGUGUAAGCUGCCCUACUUCUGUCAAGGCAACUUGAGAGUGGAGUACGCCGUCCUUCAUGAUGCGGUUUUCGUCUUGAAAAGGAGUGACGGAGACAUAGCCUCUGCGGAGCGAGGAUAA
Molecule: messenger RNA, 903 nt
Organism: Trypanosoma conorhini
Lineage: Eukaryota; Euglenozoa; Kinetoplastea; Trypanosomatida; Trypanosomatidae
Product: DREV methyltransferase
Exons: 1
Coding region: 1-903 (300 amino acids)
Molecular function (GO): protein-L-histidine N-pros-methyltransferase activity
Source: RefSeq, a predicted model, not a curated record